AUGGUCCUCAUCCGCCUUGGCUGGUUAUAUGAAUCGCUCCCGACAUUAAGCGAGCAACUAUGGGAUUGGUAUAACGUUCUAUGGAAGGUUACGUUUAGCUGGAACUGGGACCGAUUCGACCUCCCGCCCUAUAACCCGAACCUGUGGACUAUUCCUGUCGAGUUCUGCAACUCCCUACUGCUCUUCAUCACUAUAGCCGGUCUAAGCCGGAUGAAGACAUACUUACGCCUCGCCUCCUCGAUCGCGAUUUCGAUCUAUUGCCUCAAAUGCGGCCACUGGGCCGCCUUCGAGUUUCUUAUGGGCAUGGUCAUGGCCGAGAUUAGUCUGAUCCAGGACUCGAUCCCGCUAUUGAGCUCCGUAACGAGCCGCGUCCUUAAGUAUUGCCUCAUUGGGAACCUCGUUUUUGGUAUCUUCAUCGCCGGGUGGCCGAACGCUGAGGCCGACAAGACACCGGGAAUAUCAGCACUCUGGUUCAACACUAUAGAGCCGUACUGGGGAACUGGCGACGGUCUAUACAUUUCAUUUUACUGGUACUCCCUUGCCGCUGUCCAGAUUGUGGCUGCGCUGCAGCAGAUCAAGCUGCUACAAAACCUCUUCGUUACACCGCUGGCGCAAUAUCUUGGCGACAUCAGUUUCGCCUUUUAUCUAGUCCAUGGGCCGAUAAAGGAGAUGGUCGUCCCUCGCGGCCUGCCGUUCCUCUGGUCUACGGUCGGCGGACCUGACGAGGCCGGUAUGUGGGGACGUAUGAUCGUCUGGUGCGCCGCACUUAUAGUAAUAGGCAUCCCGGCGGUGUGGGCUGCCGACCUCUUCUGGCGCGUAGUGGACGUGAAGAGUGUGGAACUCGCUCGCUCGAUCGAGACCUGUUGCACGCGAGACGAUUAG
Molecule: messenger RNA, 882 nt
Organism: Hirsutella rhossiliensis
Lineage: Eukaryota; Fungi; Ascomycota; Sordariomycetes; Hypocreales; Ophiocordycipitaceae
Product: acyltransferase family domain-containing protein
Exons: 2
Coding region: 1-882 (293 amino acids)
Biological process (GO): polysaccharide biosynthetic process
Cellular component (GO): membrane
Molecular function (GO): acyltransferase activity, transferring groups other than amino-acyl groups
Source: RefSeq, a predicted model, not a curated record